This is a messenger RNA of Myripristis murdjan (pinecone soldierfish), 4160 nucleotides long. It is a transcript of the gene trappc11, whose product is annotated as trafficking protein particle complex subunit 11. The record is from RefSeq and is a predicted model, not a curated record. The transcript has 30 exons. Bases 120 to 3491 code for a protein of 1123 amino acids. NCBI's taxonomy places the organism in Eukaryota, Metazoa, Chordata, Actinopteri, Holocentriformes, Holocentridae.
CGGAACUUGUCAUGCUAAUUUGACACUGGUGACCGGAAAUACAAGUAAACCUGCUGCUAGCUCGUAGCUGUUUCACUCAUGGCUGCAAAAUAAGGUGUUUCCAGUGCUGAACCAUCACAAUGGCAGGUUCCCAGUGGGAACUCCCUCCAGAAUUAUGUUGUCGGCCCAUGGCCUUCGUGGCUUUAACUGGUCUGGAUGUUGUGUACAAUGCCGUGCACCGGGCUAUCUGGGACGCCUUCUGUGCCAACCGUCGUGCUGACAGAGUCCCCAUCUCUUUCAAAGUCCUCCCAGGAGACCACGAGUACCCCAAAUGUCGCACCAAGCGAACGUCCUAUGAGUGGUACAUCCCAAAAGGCAUCCUCAAAACAGGCUGGAUGAAUAAACAUCUGAACCUGGUACCAGCUCUGGUGGUCCUGUUCUACGAAUUGGACUGGGACGACCCACAGUGGAAAGAAAAGCAAUCUGAAUGUGCCACUAAAGUGGAGAUUGUCAGGACCAGUCUUCAGGGCAGGAAUACUAAAGUGGCUGUGGUUUUAAUCCAGAAGAAAACUCCUUUACCCCCAGGAGAGGACUUGGUGGCGUCAGAGAGAGCAGCAGCUCUUUGUAAUGCCUGUGACCUAUCGGGCAAGAGUCUCUUCGUACUGCCACACACCGACCACCUAGUUGGAUAUAUUAUCAGGCUAGAGAAUGCCUUCUAUGAACAUGCUCAGACAUACUACUACACCGAGAUCCGCCGUGUCAAAUCACACAAAGAAUUCCUCAACAAGACCACACACCAGCUGUUGUUUGUCAGACACCAGUUUAAAAUCGCCUUCUUCAGUGAACUGAAACAGGACACCCAGAACGCUCUCAAGUAUUACAGAACAGCAUACAGUCUUGUUCAUGAGCUGAGAGCCCAUGAGACCAACAUGUUGGAGAUCAAAACCAUGGCUGGAUUCAUCAACUAUAAGAUCUGUCGUCUGUGUUUCCAGCACAACACUCCUCUAGAUGCCAUUGCCCAGUUCAGGAAGCACAUUGACCUCUGUAAGAAGAAGAUCGGCAGUGCUGAAUUAGCCUUUGAGCACACAGCAUGGAUGUCUAAACAGUUCCAGUCAUUUGGUGAGCUGUUUGAUGAAGCUAUAAAGUUGGGUCUGACAGCCAUCCAGACCCAGAAUCCUGGUUUUUACUACCAGCAGGCUGCCUGUUACAGCCAGGACCGGAAGCUGCAGGCACAGCAGUUGUGUCAGAGUGGAGUGAGUUUGCCCACCCCUGAUCCUCUGGAAACCCCCACUGGAGGAUUGGACUUCUAUGGCCAGAGACCCUGGAGACAAGGACACCAGAGUAUUGAUCCUCCUGACCCCGAGAAGGAGAAGGCAGGAAUCUUGGCCUUGCAGAUUAAAGAAAGAGAUGUGCCACAUUCUGAGCUGAUCAUAGCACUCCUCAGUAAUGCUGUUGCCCAAUUUAAGAAGUACAAGUGUCCUCGUAUGAAGAGCCACCUCAUGGUGCAGAUGGGAGAGGAGUACUAUCAUGCUAAAGACUACACCAAAGCCCUCAAGCUGUUGGAUUAUGUGAUGUGUGAUUAUCGCACAGAGCGCUGGUGGGGUCUCUUGACAGCCAUACUGACUACGGCCCUACGCUGUGCUUAUCUGAUGGCCAAUGUAAAAGACUACAUCACAUACUCCAUGGAACUGCUGGGUAGAGCCUCUACCUUGCGAGAGGAGCAAAAGUCAAGAAUUGAGAAGAAUCUCAUUAAAGUUCUGAUGAACGAGGUUCCUGAUGCUGAGCCAGAGUGUGAUCCUAGUUCCUCCACUGCAGCUGCCUCGCUUUGGAACGAUCGCAUGGCUUUAGCUGGUUCCAAUGACUUCACCAUAGAAGUCCAGGACUACGUUCCAUUCAUCCAGUGUAAGGCCAGGUUCCAGUCUCCCAGUUUCCAUGUGGACCAGCCUAUCCAGCUCCAGGUUUUUGUCAGAGCUGACUGCCCUCAUCCUGUCAGGUUCAACAAGCUGGCGGUCAGCCUCAGUAACCAGGAGUACAACCAGUGGUGUGUGGUGGAGUCUUCGGGCCAGGAGAAUAUGUGCCUAUCGCCAGGGGCAACCAGAUGCUACAACUUCAGUUUUGUAGCCAAGACUGAAGAUGUUGGGAAGAAGAUAGAGAUGACUGGUAUAGAGGUGAUGCUGGGCAGCGAAACUGGCCGCUGUGUGUUUCUGAGCUGGAGAGGAGCGGGAGGAGAUGCCGCCUCUACCCACGAGGCCUUGCAGGCCAUCCGGUCGUUACGGCAUCGUGGGCGGGGCACUGAGGGACGCCAGGAACUUGACUGGGACAGCCUGACCAUACAGCACAGUACCAUGAUCAUCUCCAGAGUCCCAAAGAUCUCUGUUCAGCUGAGCCACCAGCCUCCUGCACUCAACAACGAAAUGUACUGCAUCAACUUCACCGUCCAAUCACAGGAGGAGGCUGUGGCCAGAGAUGUUAAGCUGACUGCCGGCCUCAAACCAGGGCAGGAAGCCAACUUAAGCCACACUACCUAUGUGACACUCAACAGCUCUAAAGUGUGUGAUGACAGUGACCCUGCACUGCUCCCUGAUAUACCUCUUGGAGAUCUAAACCCAGGAGAAAAGAUGGAGAGGUGUGUGUAUGUGAAGUGUGUGUCGACUGGACAAAGGGUCUUCUUGUUCCAUGUCGCUUACACUAUCGACACAACUGUGGAAGGACAACAGAUUAACUGCAAAUGCCACAAGGAUGAGACCGUUAAUAUAGAGACUGUGGUCCCAUUCGAGGUGUCUGUAAAGUUUGUGUCCACCAAGUUUGAGCCAUUAGAUCGGGUAGCAGUGGACAUCCCCUUCCUACUGAUGACUGACCUCCUCUCAUCAUCUCCCUGGCCCAUCCUCCUGGCCACGUCCUCUCUACAACUGGUUACCAUGACGAGCAAAACAGCUCAACUUCAUUCACAGCUGGAACAAGUGGUUUUGCAGACAGGCGAGUGUGCCAGCGAGUGUUUCUGUCUCCAGUGUCCACCAGUUGCCAACAGCAGUAACACAGUGGCAACGGGACAGUACCUGAUAUCGUGGAGGAGAGAGAACUCCAGUCCAGACAGUCCUCUGGUCCAGACUGCAGUUACUCUGCCUCAUGUCAUCCUGGAGACCGUCCCUCUGUACAUCCAUGCAGAACUGCCAUCAUUUGGACGAGUGCGAGAGUCUCUUCCGGUUCGGUAUCACAUAGAGAACAGAACGGCUCUGGUCCAGGAGGUGGAGAUGGCGGUCGAACCCUCUGAUGCCUUCAUGUUCUCUGGACUUAAACAGGUGCGUCUUCGUAUCCUGCCUGGUUCAGAGCAGCAGAUGCUGUAUAACUAUUACCCACUGAUGGCUGGUUAUCAAACACUACCACAGCUCAACAUCAGCCUGCCACGCUGCCCAACUACCAACACACACACACUGAGACGCUUCCUUCCCCAGCGCAUCUUUGUCAAGCCUCAGGGUCGACAGCUGGAUGACGCCUCCAUUGCUGCCGCUUGAGAACACAUUUUCUUACACAGUGUAGACACGAGAACCAGGUUACAUGGUAUCGGAUUUCUGAUGACUUUUCAACAGCAGUGCUCACUGAUUUGAAGCUGGUCCGUCAGCACCCUCCUACACUUACAUCCAUACAUAAUGUGUGGCAUAAAAAGUUUUUCCUUUCCCGUAUGACUUGACUAAGAGCUCCAAGACGACAUUAUUAACACAAUUUGUUUUGAAGUUGUUCUGUAAAGAGACACCAGGAAAAUGUUGGAUACUGCAAAUUACAUUUGAAUCUUCUGUUAAUUACAUUGAAAGUUGAGUAGUACUUGAGUGUGAUGAUACUCGUUAAAGCUGAAUGUCAUUAGAGUUUAAAUAACUGUACGUGAUGUAAGCUAUAAGUGAUACCUUGACAUUUUGGUUGAUGAAUAAUGAUUUUCACCCGGCACUUGUCACAAUAUGUAGAAACAGGUUUGUGUUAUCUGAAAAUGUAACUGUGGUAUCAACUGAAUAAGGAGCGGAACGCUAACAGUGCUACCAGGACGUUUUGGGUAAUCCUGACAAAUACUGUAAAGUACCUGUAAAAGAAACACAGAAGAAAAGAAAAAAAAAAAAGUUUAAAAUGCCAUCAUCAUGACCAAAGCACGAUGAGUUUGAUGGUAAUGAUAUUAAAGCUUGAUGAUAUUAUCA